Pieris brassicae (large cabbage white) is the source of this 1234-nucleotide messenger RNA. It is a transcript of the gene Cyt-c1, whose product is annotated as cytochrome c1-2, heme protein, mitochondrial. Lineage: Eukaryota; Metazoa; Arthropoda; Insecta; Lepidoptera; Pieridae. Gene Ontology annotation, biological process: mitochondrial electron transport, ubiquinol to cytochrome c. The transcript has 7 exons. Gene Ontology annotation, molecular function: electron transfer activity; heme binding. Bases 53 to 979 code for a protein of 308 amino acids. The record is from RefSeq and is a predicted model, not a curated record.
AUGCGGUAAUAGUUGUCAGUUCAAUCGUCUUUCAUCACGACGUUUUACUAUCAUGGCGGCCGCCGUAGGCAGGAUUUGUGGGGCACGACUUUUGAAAAAUUAUGGCAUAGUUACACCCCAGGUGUAUCAGCUGUCCACUAGUACUCAAGGAUGGACUAAAAGUAGAAAAUUGUGGUUAUCCACAUUAGGUGUAGUUGGUGGAGGCGUAGGAGCAUUACUUUUUGCUCUAGAGCAAUCUGUUCAGGCGUCAGGUUCUGAGGCUCACCCUUACCACCAGCCAUGGGCCCAUGAUGGAUGGUUUAAGUCUCUUGACCAUGCCAGUGUACGCCGAGGAUAUGAAGUGUACAAGCAGGUGUGCAAAGCAUGCCACUCCCUACAGUACAUUUCAUACCGUAAUUUGGUCAAUGUGACCCACACAGAAGCAGAGGCAAAAGCAGAGGCCGCUGAGGUAAUGAUUAAGGACGGACCGGAUGAUGAAGGAAACUACUUUGAGAGGCCGGGCAAACUAUCUGACUAUUUCCCAUCGCCAUAUCCCAAUGAAAACGCCGCUCGGGCUGCCAACAACGGUGCUUACCCACCGGACCUAUCAUUGAUAGCGUCAGCCCGGCAUGGUGGUGAGGACUACAUAUUCGCUUUACUAACUGGUUACAUGGACCCACCGGCUGGAAUUCCCCUCCGAGAGGGUCAGAACUACAACCCCUACUUCCCAGGUGGAGCUAUUUCUAUGGCCCAAGUUUUGUUUGAUGAGGCCGCGGAAUACACAGAUGGAACCCCAGCCACUGCCUCCCAGCUGGCCAAGGACAUUUCCACCUUCCUUAGGUGGUGUGCCGAGCCAGAGUUAGAUGACCGUCGCCUGAUGACAAUCAAGGCCAUCGGCAUGUUCUCCAUGCUCACAGCUGUAGUCUACUACUACAAGAGACACAAGUGGUCCGUACUCAAGUCACGCAAACUAGCCUAUAAACCAGUAUCUAAGAAAUAAAAUGUAGUGCUUUAUGUAUCUAUCCUUUUAGACAAUUUUUUUCAAUAGUACCGUUACAUUAUGUUUAUAUUAUUAAAUAAUUUAUUUUAUAAUCUGGCGUUUAUUUCUUUGGUUACCGAACUGUUGGUGCGUGAUAUUUAAUUUAUUGUUGAAUGAAGCACAGGCAUAAUAUUGUAGUGGUAUUGUAACUGUGCUAAGUGAUAUUCCAGUAUCAGCUGUAAAUCAGUGUACAGUCAAUAAAUGAGUUAUUGAAAA